GGCAAAACAAAUGCCAACUUUUUUCGAAAAAGAAAACCGAUUGUACUGUUAAGGGCGCUUCGUUACAGCAGCACAAUGAAAAUUAACGUUGUGAAAGCGAUCAUCUUCAUUGGAUGCCUUUUCGUAUCAGCCUUGGCUAUUUCUCAAGGCGACGACGCAUUGGCAGGGGAAUUUCCCUACGUUGUUUCUGUUACGUACAACGACGAGCACAUUUGCGGCGGAUUCAUCUACAGUAACUAUUUCGUUCUAACAGCAGCCUCCUGCCUUAUGGGGAGAUCGCCAUGGAACACUGCCGUGGUUAUUGCCCAGUUGUCGCUAGUUCAACCGGAUGUGGAUGAACUCCGCAUUCAAGCUCUUUCCUUCUACAUCUACCCAGAGUAUGAAGAAGUUUACCAUACCAACGACCUAGCGCUCAUCAAGGUAAACCAGCCGAUCCCUUACGGUCCUAACGUUUACUUUAUCUAUUACGAUGAGGCCAACGACACUGACACUUCAGCAACAGUGAUGGGAUGGGGAGCGACUCAGGAUGGAGGAGGUCCUUCAGCAAAGUUACGUAAAGCAGUUGUAACCCUUCCGGCCGAUUGCCAGUCUUACGGAAUUGACGAAUUUGUGAUAAACACGAUGAUCUGCGCUGGUAUCAAUGACAUUGACAACGCAAGUCCUUGCAAUUAUGAUCAAGGAUCGCCAUUAGUUCAAGGCGAUUACGCGAUUGGUAUCGUGUCAAAAAAUCGCGGAUGCAGCGGAAACUUCGCCCCCACUAUUUACACGCGAUUGUCUAGCUUCUACCCUUGGAUAGGAAAUACUGCCGGCAAACAACCCGUUCCCACUACUCUAAGCACAAAUCGUUACACGUAAUUUAACUUAAUUUGCACACACCCAUGUUCGCUAAAAGACCCUAUAUUAUUGCUGGGAGUCUCAUUAAAAAAAAAACACCCACAAAUCAUGAUCUUAUAUUCUUCGUUUCUCAUUUGGUCGCAAUAAAAACAGUUUCCUGUC
Molecule: messenger RNA, 996 nt
Organism: Daphnia carinata
Lineage: Eukaryota; Metazoa; Arthropoda; Branchiopoda; Diplostraca; Daphniidae
Product: trypsin-like
Exons: 5
Coding region: 76-855 (259 amino acids)
Biological process (GO): proteolysis
Molecular function (GO): serine-type endopeptidase activity
Source: RefSeq, a predicted model, not a curated record